CAUAUACAGCUGGCUAAUUGUCAACAGAUAACUUGAGGUCACGUGGUGCUGCUUAUGUUUCGCCACUUAAAGUUCCCUCAGUAAACCCGUUAACACCAGACUUUGAGGACUACAGUAAGUUUAUAAUGUGAACACAAAGGCUGAGUCUCUUCUUAAAAGGCGCCUACGAGUUUUGCGCAGAGCAAAGUGUGUCCGGAUUGUUUUUGCGCUCAAGGUGGAGUUUUCUGCCACAUCACAUCCAACCAACUGCUGCCGCCACAUCGCUCAGAGCUGAGGCUGUUGUCCUGACAGGAGCUAGCCGACAGGAGCAGGAAGCGGCUUCACCACAGCGGAAGCAACAGCGUUUUGCAUUUCGGGACAAUUUCUCUUGUAGGCUACUUUGAGCAGAGAGGUGUCGAGGAACAUGCGUCCAACGCGCAGGUGAUAACAUUUACCAAUUUAACUUCGUCGCUGCUGCAACUUUUCAGUUCUAUCUCGCACAGGUUUUGGUGAUUUCUUUUUUUUUGUGUGUGUGUGUGUGUCUGUCUGUCUUUUUGCGGUUUGCCCCAGCUGAGAUUCACAAGAGAUAGUUUGGAAAUCUUGAGAAAUGUCUCGUAAGAAGGCUGCCAAAGGCAAAGCCGCAACCAGCAGCCCGUCUGCAGGCAGCCCCACCGGGAAAGGGACCGGGAAAACUGCGAGGAGCAGCCCGGGCAUUGUUCAGAUGAACGGCGUGGUUCAUCCCAGCAGACCGUCCAUCAGCAAUAGCAGCGAGUUUUAUGACAUCGCAUUCAAGGUGAUGCUGGUUGGAGACUCUGGUGUGGGGAAAACCUGUCUACUGGUCCGUUUUAAAGACGGCGCCUUCCUGGCUGGCAGCUUCAUCUCCACUGUCGGCAUUGACUUUAGGAAUAAAGUCCUGAACAUCGAUGGAGUCAAGGUGAAGCUCCAGAUCUGGGACACAGCUGGACAGGAGCGGUUCCGCAGUGUCACUCAUGCCUACUACCGUGACGCCCAUGCUCUCCUUCUGCUGUAUGAUGUCACCAACAAAACAUCCUUUGACAACAUACAGGCAUGGCUGACUGAGAUCCACGAAUACGCCCAACAGGAUGUGGUGCUCAUGCUGCUUGGAAACAAGGCUGAUGCCACUCAUGACAGAGUGGUGAAGAGAGAGGACGGAGAGAGGCUUGCUAAGGAGUUUGGAGUUCCUUUCAUGGAGACCAGCGCCAGGUCAGGUCUCAAUGUUGAGCUGGCUUUCACUGCUGUGGCCAAGGAGCUGAAGCACAGGUCCAUGAAGGAUCCCAGUGAGAAGUUUAAGCUGCAGGAGUAUGUAAACAAGGAGAUGAAGGGCACUGGAUGCUGCCGGUCUUAAAGCCUGCUCCAGUCACUCUCUGGAUCUGUGUGUGUCGGUGUGUGUGUGUGUGUGUGUGUGCGCGCGCGCACGUCUCGCUCAUUAUCAUACAGCGUGUGUUCAUAUCUGGUCUAAUCAGAGAUGAGGAGUCAGCUCCAGCGAGGUAUAAACCCUUUUGUCUUUCUUUUUCUCCACCGCUUUGUCUCAGUCCUCGCAACCUCAAUCUGUUGCCAUGCACCCAUUUCUCUGCCCUCCUCUAUCUUGUGUGUCCUGCUUUUCCUCACCCGCCUCCCUCUGCAGCUGUGAUUGUAGCCCUAGGUUAUGGUUUGUAAGACACAAACGUAGGUGCUGCACACCUCAGUUAUUAACCUAUUAAUGCACAUUUUCUUCCAUUUAUCUGCACGAUUAUCUUUUGGACCCCGGGCAUAGAAUGUGACACCAAGCAAAUACCUUUGUAUUACAUUGUGUGGUGAUUUUAUUGUGAGGGGAUUUAAUCUUUUUUGCAGAGACAAGGCACACAUCUUUUAAAGCCAUUUAUUUCUUGCAUCCACUUAAAAUGUCAAUGAAAUUUGUUUGAAUGUUCUCUCCUUGUUCAACAUACGGAUGAAUGUUCAUGUACUAGGUGUAUAGUGAUGUGUCUUCUCUCCAUGGUUCAGUGUUCGCAUCAGUAAUUCAGGCUCCCUGGAGCAAGUUUAGCUCACCAGCAUAAACUCAAUCUAAGCAUUUCCAUGAUUCAGCUGUGGAUAUUUGGUAAUGCGUAUUAGUUCAACAUAAUGUAAAAGUAAAUGAAUGUUGCUCUUUUGUAUACAAAAAUAUUGAGUACAGAACAGCAUCAUUAACAACAUUAAAACAUUGUUUUAGAUUUGAAUUCAUGCUAAAUGCAAAAAUAGUAGUUUAAACAAAUCUACAGGAACAUGACAGUGCAUGGGUUACAGAACCUUGUUUUCAGACACAUUAUUGGGCUUUUUUCUAUUAUAGAGGAUCAGUUUUGAGUUUUGGAGAGUAUUAAUGCAACCUCUCUUCUUGAUAAUAUAUAUCCAUUUGUUUUGAAAUGAUUUACAAACAGAUGGUCAAUCAUACUGUAUAAUCUAUAUACAUUGGGGUUUUGAUAGUGUAAAUACUUAACAAUUUCUUUUCUGCAUGUAAAAAUGUUUCAAUAGAGGAGAAUAGCACUUUAGAUGGUAAAUGAGUGUGGGUGGGGUUUCGGGAAUUAAGACCUUCAGUAUGUUCACAAUGUUACCUAAAGUAUUGUAUACGAAAAAAAUUUAUGUAUAUUUCUGUUUUUACUGUUUUAUUUGAAGCCAGUGCAAACAUGACUAGACUGCUUUGAUUCCUGCUUUUGUUUUCCAUUCAUGAAUAUAUAAAUGGGGUAUAUAGUGCCAUGGUCUUUUAAAAACAUUUGACCAGUAUGUUUCUUAUAGUCUGUUAACAGUAUUUAACCUAUUCUUCAAAAAAGAAGCAUAGGUGUCUUUUUAUAUGACAGUUGCUUUGGUAGAUUCCAUCCUACACAUAAAACCAUGAAAACUGAAUAUCUAUCUGUAUAAAAUUUACUGUACAGUCUCCAAUCUUGAUGUACUCAGUAAUGUAUUAGUUUUGGUUUUACUACUUUUCAAUGUGCAACUUCUUUCUUGUAAGUGAAAGUUAACCACAAUAAAAAACAGAAGGAAACAUGG
Molecule: messenger RNA, 2997 nt
Organism: Seriola aureovittata
Lineage: Eukaryota; Metazoa; Chordata; Actinopteri; Carangiformes; Carangidae
Product: ras-related protein Rab-26-like
Exons: 9
Coding region: 587-1345 (252 amino acids)
Cellular component (GO): Golgi apparatus; endosome
Molecular function (GO): GTPase activity; GTP binding
Source: RefSeq, a predicted model, not a curated record